Molecule: messenger RNA, 753 nt
Organism: Penicillium odoratum
Lineage: Eukaryota; Fungi; Ascomycota; Eurotiomycetes; Eurotiales; Aspergillaceae
Exons: 2
Coding region: 1-753 (250 amino acids)
Source: RefSeq, a predicted model, not a curated record
AUGCUAGUGAUCACACUAAGUGGCCAUGCCCCAGAAGGGACAGAGCUGCAGCUCAUCAAGGCUGCGGGUGAAGCAGGUGUGAAAUGGGUUUUGCCGAACGACUGGUCUCCCAGUACAACGAAUGAGGCCAUGAACCAGGAUAUUCCGAUAUUCCAGCCCAAGGCUGAGCUACGGAAAGCCAUUGUCAAACUUGGCCAAUGCAGCUUUAUCAGUCUUUCCACUGGAUUCUGGUACGAAUGGAGUCUUGCCAUUCCAUCAGCCUUUGGAAUUGAUCUGAUCAAUCAUACGGCGACUUUCUUCGACGAUGGAGAGACAAAGAUCACAACCUCCACCUGGCCGCAGGUUGGUCGUGCUGUCGCCGCUCUGCUCAGCCUGCCUAUUAAGCCUGAAGGAUCUGACCAGGAAGCGUGUCUCGAGAAUAUCAAGAAUCAGGUCGUCUACAUCAAAUCAUUCACGGUUAGCCAGAAGGACAUGCUGGAAUCUGCUAUUCGCGUGACUGGAACCCAGGAAUCGGACUGGUCUAUUUCGAAGGAACCGGCGACUGAACGUUGGGCAAAUGGUAUGAAGGAGAUGAAAGAGGGCAGUCGUAUUGGGUUUGCCAAGAUGCUCUACACCCGUGUCUGCUAUCAGGAUGGCGCGGGGAAUAUCGAACACAAGGGUACUUUGAAUGCAUUGCUUGGAUUGCCAACGGAGGAUAUUGACGAGGCGACCAAGGCGGCGAUUGAGCGGUCCAAGACUGAUCCUUGGGAAUGA